AUGAAUAGAUACGUAGUCGAAAAGAAAUUGGGAAGUGGAAGUUAUGGAAGUGUCUUUGUAGUGCACUCAACAACUAAUAUUGAUAAGAAAUAUGUGAUGAAAAAGAUUCCAUUGAAGGGUCAAUCUCAAAAGGAAAAGAAUAGUGCCAAGCAAGAAGUCAAGCUCUUGCAAACACUUCAACAUCCCUUCAUUGUCCGAUACAUUGAUUCAUUUAUGGAUGAGGAGAGCAACUUGUGUAUUGUUAUGAGCUUUUGCAAAGGAGGUGACUUAUCGAACUUUAUUCAGAAAAAUUAUCUCAAUCAAAGAGUUCCAGAAAAGACUGUUUUGAAAUUGUUUGUCCAAUCAGCUCUGGCUCUCUAUUUUAUUCACAAUCAAAAGGUUUUACACAGAGAUUUGAAAUCACAAAAUAUUUUCUUAUCAGAGAAGGGAAAUGUUAAAUUAGGAGAUUUUGGUAUUGCAAAAGUGUUUGAUGAAUCAGGAAUGAGAACUUGUGAGCAAAUGGCCCAAACUACAAUUGGAACGCCAUUGUACAUGAGUCCAGAACAAUGUGGAGGAUCAAAAUAUAGUUAUAAAUCGGACGUUUGGGCUUUGGGAGUGAUUCUUUAUGAAAUGGUUAACCAAGGUGCUUUGCCAUUCAAAGGAAAAAAUAUUCAAAUGCUUUUCCUUAAUAUUCAAAAAGGUUAUUAUUCCCCAAUCAAGAAUGUGAACCAUUACAAUAGUCAACUCGUAGGAUUGAUCACUAAAUGUCUCCAAACAAGACCAUCGAAGAGACCAACGCUUAAAGAAAUUUUACAAACCCCAAUUAUUGUAAAAUAUAUUAGA
Molecule: messenger RNA, 822 nt
Organism: Naegleria gruberi
Lineage: Eukaryota; Heterolobosea; Eutetramitea; Acrasida; Naegleriidae
Exons: 2
Biological process (GO): protein phosphorylation
Molecular function (GO): ATP binding; protein kinase activity
Source: RefSeq, a predicted model, not a curated record